This is a messenger RNA of Cucurbita maxima (winter squash), 1158 nucleotides long. Its product is annotated as GPI-anchored protein LLG1-like. Lineage: Eukaryota; Viridiplantae; Streptophyta; Magnoliopsida; Cucurbitales; Cucurbitaceae. The coding region runs from base 610 to 1128 and encodes 172 amino acids. The transcript is spliced from 4 exons. The record is from RefSeq and is a predicted model, not a curated record.
UGAUUUUAUCAUGAUCCUGACAAUAAUCUCUCUAUUUGAACACAAUUCCAUUUCCCUACUUUUCCCGACUUGCUUGUUUGUAUACAAUACAACGAUCAGAGGCCUAAUGCGCAACAAUUGAAAAUUAUUAGAUGAAUAUGACUCUCCACAAUAGAUAGUAUGAUAUUGUACUUGAGCAUAAGUUUUCAUAGCAUUUGCUUUUGCCUUCCCAAAAUGUCUUAUACGAAUAGAAUGGAGAUGUAUUUUCUACUUAUAAACACAUGAUCGUUCCCUAAAUUAGCUAAGGUGUCCCAACAAUCCUCGACUACUCCCUAAAUUAGUUAAGGUGGAACUCACUUCCAACCAUCCUCGACACAUAUGACGGCUAAAGAUUUAGCAUCUUGGAGCGCGAUGAUAUUAGAGUCCCAAAGAACCAAUUGUAUUUGGCGGCGAUGGAUCUUUCAUCGACUAAUCAACUCUGGUGAGUGCGUCCAUUUGGGAUCAUUUAUUGAAUCAAGGAUAAACGGAAUCCAUAUUCCACGAGAGAUGUUGAAUGGAGAGAGUUAUGAUUUUGGGUUUGCACCAUGCCUAUCAACUGUUUGAAGAAAUGCCCAACAGAGCUAUCAUCGCAUGGGGAGCUUUGGUGUCAUGUUUUGCCUCAUAUGGAGAACUUUCAAAUGCACCAAAUUCCUUAAUGAAUUGGUUUCAGAUUCAACCUUCAUAUCAGAUGGAAUCUUUGGAUCUGAGACCUCUGUUGGACGGCGACUCCUUCAGACUAAAAAAGCUUGCCCUGUGAGCUUUGAAUUUUUGAACUACACAAUCAUGACAAGCAAAUGCAAGGGGCCUUUAUAUUCUCCAGAGCUAUGUUGUUCAGCUCUAACUGAACUCUGUUGCCCUUAUGUUGAUGAUAUGAAUGAUAUGACAACUGUUUGUGCUUCAACCAUGUUUAGCUACAUUAACCUCCAUGGAAAGUACCCACCUGGCCUUUUCUCCAGCAUAUGUCGAGAAGGAGAUCAAGGUCUUGCUUGCCCUCAAUUGCCAGCUCCAUCCCAUCCAAACUCGACCCCGCUCUCAAAAUGUCGAUCUCCUGCAAUCAUCGUUGCCUCUGGACUUGUACUUCUCUUCUCAUGGCCUUUUUUUACACUCUGAGCGCCCCAUUUUUGUCGUUCUUGUUGACCA